Camponotus floridanus (Florida carpenter ant) is the source of this 3001-nucleotide messenger RNA. Its product is annotated as solute carrier family 25 member 44. Gene Ontology annotation, cellular component: mitochondrion. The transcript has 5 exons. The coding region runs from base 406 to 1395 and encodes 329 amino acids. NCBI's taxonomy places the organism in Eukaryota, Metazoa, Arthropoda, Insecta, Hymenoptera, Formicidae. Gene Ontology annotation, biological process: branched-chain amino acid catabolic process. Gene Ontology annotation, molecular function: branched-chain amino acid transmembrane transporter activity. The record is from RefSeq and is a predicted model, not a curated record.
ACACACGCGUGCGCGUACUUGCUGAAUGUGCGGCCUACAAUUGCUCACAAUUAUUCACGGCUUUUUCCAUGUCGAAUAAUUUCUCAGCCGCAAAAUUGUGCGAGUGAAAAUGAGUUCGUGUUGUAAAAUGCAUUGAGCCAAUUGACGCGACAGCGCGAUUAUUAAUGCAUCAAUCAUGUUAUAAACAUCAAUCAAUUAUUCCUGAUCGUAUGAAGAGGCGACUAUCGAGAAGGAAAUUUCAGAAUAAAUUGUCUCUAUUACAUCACUAUUUGACGAAAUUUUGAGCGUUAAUGCUCAUAAUAUACCGAUGAGAUAUGCGGCAUCAGGUUGGAGCAAAUUCUCCGCGAAUCUACCUGCUUAAUUCAUCUACUGGUACAAACUACAAUAUCUGCGCUCGCCCGAGAAAUGUCCGCGGUAGAGGCAACACCGUUUAUUCGCACCAUCGAGUGGGACAUGAUGGACAAAACCAAAUUCUUUCCACUCAGCAUGCUGUCCUCGUUCUCAGUCAGAUGCUGUCUAUAUCCUUUGACAGUGAUCAAGACUCGGCUUCAAGUGCAAAGACAAAAUCACAUGUAUAAUGGUAUGAUAGAUGCGUGUAGAAAAAUUUACAAAGUCGAAGGCAUCACCGGUCUUUACAGAGGUUUCUGGAUAAGUUCCAUUCAAAUUGUCUCUGGAGUGUUUUACGUAUCCACAUACGAGGGUGUACGUCAUUUGCUCACGCAGGAUACACCCGUCGGACGUGUUGAUUCUAAAGUUAAAGCAUUGAUCGCCGGUGGUGCCGCCAGUUUAGUCGGACAAACGAUCGUGGUCCCUUUCGACGUUCUCAGUCAACAUUUAAUGGUUCUCGGAAUCAAUAGCACUAAACAUGGCAGAGUGUAUAUGGAUAAAAUGGGAAUGAACCCGUUGGGUUUGACCUUUGAACCUGGAAAAACCCGUGCGCAAAUCUCCGCCGAAAUAAUAAGAUUAAUUUAUCAGAGAGACGGUUAUCGCGGCUUCUACCGAGGAUACAUGGCGUCUUUGUGCGCAUAUGUACCCAACAGCGCCCUUUGGUGGGGAUUGUACACGGUUUAUCAGGAUGAACUUAUAAAGCUGCUCCCGGGAUGGUUUUCGCAUCUAUGUAUACAGGCGAUGGCGGGCACCCUAGGAGGUUUUACGACUACGAUCAUUACAAACCCCCUGGAUAUCGUAAGGGCGAGAUUGCAGGUGCAACGGUUAGAUAGCAUGUUUAGUGCGUUCAGAAUACUGUGGAUCGAGGAAGGACUGCUUAUGUUCACCAAAGGACUCUCCGCGAGGCUUGUACAAUCCGCGUGCUUCAGUUUUUCUAUAAUCCUAGGAUACGAGACCAUCAAGAGAGUGAGCAUAACGGAGGAAUACAAGAAUUACAUUCGAUGGUGAGAGCUCCAGAGUUACUAUUAAUUUUACACGGAUGGAAUGGCGUGCAUUUCAUUCGCAAUUUUUAUACCACGACGCGCAACAUGUGUGUUACUUUUUACACAUUAAAAAAGUGUAGCCAUAAUUCAAUCAGCACAUUAUUGAUAAUAAAAAUAUCCUAUUAAAAAAAUCAGACUCGCGUAGAACAAAAUAAGGCUAUGCAAAUAAUGCAAAUCAUGUUCUUUGUAUUAUUAAGAUACGUAUUAUUAAGUAUCGAUCGUUUUUAUGUAGCGAUCGAAGAAGUUACGUUUCGUUAUAUUUGAAGAAAUAAACUUGUACAGUCAUGUGCGUACGUUUCACGUCAUUGUUCAAACUCACGUACUACAAUUUGAUAUAUAUUAUAAUUUCAUAGAAAAAGAAACUUCGAAAAAAUAUACUUUGGUAAAAUAAUGCCUCCGAAUCUAACAAAAUUCUGCGAAACAGGCGUUAUUUAUGUAAGUGUAAUGAAGCGCAUUUUGUAUCGCGCUACGUUAUGUAUCAGAUGGAGUACAAAACUUUGUAACAUAUGUUAGAUAUGUUACUGUGAUACAAAUAUAAUAAAUAUGCUCCUAUUCGUGUUUUAAAUACGGCUUGUAUAUUAGAUAUGUGUUUGUGCUUAUAUCGCGUUGCGUGCGAGAUAUGUUAAUAAUAUUAUAUGUAAAGAUAACAGAGAGAGAAUCCUAGUCAAAUGGGCAUGUAAUAUAUGCGCACGUAUAUACAUACAUAUAUAAUAUAUCGGCCGUCUUAAAGAUAUGAAUUUAGAAUAUAAUAAAUAAAUUAAAUAGAUUACUAGCGCAGAGAGAUAAAAAAAACUGAUAGAAGAUGUGUAUACUAUAAAGAAAUUCAAGACACAAGAUUAUUUAAUACCUCCAUCCACAUACUGUUUAUGUAUAUACAGAAAAUUGAGAUUCCCGAUAAAUUUUAAGAGGAUGAAUAAAUUUUAUCAUCUACAUUAAAUCGCAAACAGUUGCUCAUUUCCUACUUGAUAACGGACCGUUUUAUAAUAUCUUAUGAUUCCAAAGCGUGUGCGUUUUUUUUACUCGAAUAUAAAUAGUUUCAAUUUGAUUACCGCGCGCGAUACCGACUAAAAAUUGGCUCCUCUCACGAUGUGAACGCAACCGAGCAAAUUAGCGCAUCGCUUUGAAAUUAACUCGCCCGAUAUGUAAAUCAGAGGUUGAACGAACCUACGAGGAUAGACAAAGAGCAAGGCACGUUCCCGAGUUUCUAUUCUACGAGUCAACGAUGCAUCGAUUGGUAUGCACCGCGGAGUAGAUCAAUCUGACAUCUCCUGCCGAUGACUGGGCGCCAGAUUGGCGCUGCGAUUUUUCCUAUGCCGGCAUCGUUGCCGCUGCCUAAGGAUGCAUGAAUUAUUCCAGGGCCGAGCUAACGCCUGUCGGUCGAUUAAUCGAAUCCAAGCGAAGCGGCCUUCGCGCGAACGAUGUAAAAGUUAUAAUUGCAUAAUUGCACAUGCAAAUGCGCGUCACGUCGAACGUUAAAUGUCAGAGACUCAAAUACGGUUCAAGUAUUCUGCGAUUCUCGUUAUCCCUUUGAGACUAUAAUCAAUCGCAUUGUAUGUAUAUUUGCCAAGUAU